Psilocybe cubensis is the source of this 954-nucleotide messenger RNA. RefSeq lists its product as uncharacterized. The transcript is spliced from 6 exons. Gene Ontology annotation, biological process: purine nucleotide biosynthetic process; 5-phosphoribose 1-diphosphate biosynthetic process. NCBI's taxonomy places the organism in Eukaryota, Fungi, Basidiomycota, Agaricomycetes, Agaricales, Agrocybaceae. Gene Ontology annotation, cellular component: ribose phosphate diphosphokinase complex; cytoplasm. Gene Ontology annotation, molecular function: magnesium ion binding; ribose phosphate diphosphokinase activity. The record is from RefSeq and is a predicted model, not a curated record. The coding region runs from base 1 to 954 and encodes 317 amino acids.
AUGUUGAACGGCAGUGGAAUUAAGAUCUUUUCGGGGACAAGCCAUCCAGAGCUUGCCGAGAUUAUUGCACGACGCAUCGGUUUACCCCUCUCCAAGGCAGAGAUUACACGAAGCGGGAUUGGCGAGACGAACGUCAGGAUUACCGAGUCUGUCCGCGAGGACGAUGUGUACAUUAUCAAUACUGGUUGUGGAGCUGUUAACACCUCUCUUAUGGAGCUGUGCAUCAUGAUCCAUGCCUGCAAAAUUGCCAGCGCAAAACGAAUUACGGCUGUCAUUCCUCUCUUUCCAUAUGCGCGGCAAGACAAGAAGGACAAGAGCCGGGCGCCUAUUACUGCCAAGCUGGUGGCGAACAUGAUACAGAAAGCUGGAUGUGACCACGUUAUCACGAUGGAUCUACACGCUUCUCAGAUUCAGGGUUUCUUUGAUGUUCCACUGUAUGCCGAACCAUCAGCAAUUCUGUACAUUAGGACACAUUUCAACGUUGAAGAUGUGGUAAUUGUAUCACCAGAUGCUGGGGGAGCUAAAAGGGCGACCUCGAUAGCAGACCGGCUUGGCGUUGACUUUGCAUUGUUCCACAAAGAACGCAAAAAAGCGAACGAAGUGUCGCGGAUGGUGCUGGUAGGGAAUGUCAAGGACAAAAUUGCGAUCCUGGUAGACGACAUGGCGGACACAUGCGGGACACUCUGCCUCGCGGCGUCGCACCUGUCUGAGGCGGGGGCGCAGAAGGUGUUUGGAUUCGUGACGCACGGGAUUCUGAGCGGGAAUGCGCUGGCCACGAUCGCGGAGAGCAACCUGGAGAAGCUGAUCGUGACGAACACGCUGCCGCAGAACGCUAACCAGGCAGCAUGCAAGAAAAUAGAGGUAAUUGACAUUGGAAAGGUGCUCGGGGAGGUGAUACGACGCAGCCACUAUGGGGAGAGUGUGUCCAAGCUGUUCCACGAGGUGCCGUACUAG